GGUAGAGGCCGUUCUUCCGCCACUCGCCAUUUUGUUCCUGAUGUGCGUGGACGUGUGCCACUUAAACCGUAACUGAUUUUUCGGUUCGUAGUGUGUUCUGUUCAUUCUCGAGCCCGAAAAGCCGGCGAAUAUGAGCUACGGCAGACCACCGCCCCGAAUCGACGGGAUGGUAUCCCUUAAAGUAGACAAUCUCACGUACAGAACGACGCCGGAGGAUUUGAGACGCGUGUUCGAGAGAUGUGGCGAGGUUGGCGACAUUUAUAUACCAAGGGACCGCUUCACCCGCGAAAGCCGCGGGUUUGCUUUCGUCAGAUUCUAUGAUAAACGGGAUGCAGAAGAUGCACUAGACGCUAUGGAUGGAAGAUUGCUGGAUGGUAGGGAGCUCAGGGUUCAAAUGGCACGAUAUGGGCGACCAACUUCUCCACAUCGCAGCCGUGGAAGCCGUCGGCGUGGAAGAUCACGUAGCAGGAGCAGGGAUCGAAGACGGUCGCGCACUAGAUCUCGCAGUCGAUCUAGGAGCCGUGACAGGGAUCGUAGACGAUCAUACAGCCGUAGCCGCAGUCGUUCACGUUCUGAUAGUAAGAGCUCACGCGGAAAGUCACGUUCUCGUAGCAAAUCUGCAGACAGACAAAAGGACAGUCGUUCCAAAUCGAGAGACUGAAGUAAUGGAACCAUAUGCAAGUACAACUGUGAACAGAUGCACACGCCGCGAAUGCAGAAUAAUCGUUUCUUGAGAACAA
Messenger RNA from Ceratina calcarata, 740 nucleotides. RefSeq names its product SR family splicing factor SC35 (gene SC35). The record is from RefSeq and is a predicted model, not a curated record. The transcript has 4 exons. Lineage: Eukaryota; Metazoa; Arthropoda; Insecta; Hymenoptera; Apidae. Gene Ontology annotation, molecular function: RNA binding. The coding region runs from base 131 to 661 and encodes 176 amino acids.